Molecule: messenger RNA, 2802 nt
Organism: Molossus molossus (Pallas's mastiff bat)
Lineage: Eukaryota; Metazoa; Chordata; Mammalia; Chiroptera; Molossidae
Gene: FOXK1
Product: forkhead box K1
Exons: 9
Coding region: 1-2172 (723 amino acids)
Biological process (GO): regulation of transcription by RNA polymerase II
Molecular function (GO): DNA-binding transcription factor activity, RNA polymerase II-specific; RNA polymerase II cis-regulatory region sequence-specific DNA binding; protein binding
Source: RefSeq, a predicted model, not a curated record
AUGGCCGAAGUCGGCGAGGACAGCGGGGCCCGCGCCCUGCUGGCGCUGCGCUCGGCGCCCUGCAGCCCCGUGCUGUGCGCCGCCGCCGCCGCCGCCGCCUUCCCCGCCGCCGCGGCCCCCGCCGCCGCCGCCGCCCCGGGGCCCGCCGCCCCGUCGCCGCCGCCGCCCGCCCAGCCCCCGCCGCCGCCGCCGCCGCCGCCGCCGCCGCCGGGCGCGAUCGCGGGGGGUGCGGGGGACCCGGGCGCGGCGGGCGAGGCCUUGGUGGCCGCCGCGGCCGACUCGGUGCGCCGGAGCCCCGGGCCCGUGCUGGCGCGCCUCGAGGGCCGCGAGUUCGAGUUCCUCAUGCGGCAGCCCAGCGUCACCAUCGGCCGCAACUCGUCGCAGGGCUCGGUGGACCUGAGCAUGGGCCUGUCGAGCUUCAUCUCGCGGCGCCACCUGCAGCUCACCUUCCAGGAGCCCUGCUUCUACCUGCGCUGCCUCGGCAAGAACGGCGUCUUCGUGGACGGGGCCUUCCAGCGGCGCGGCGCGCCCGCCCUGCAGCUGCCCAAACAGUGCACCCUCCGCUUCCCCAGCACGGCCAUCAAGAUCCAGUUCACGGCACUCUACCACCAGGAGGAGGCUCCGGCCUCGCCGCUGCGGCCGCUCUACCCCCAGAUCUCCCCUCUGCGGAUCCACAUCCCGGAGCCGGACCUCCGGAGCCUGGUCAGCCCUGUCCCCUCCCCGACCGGGACCAUCAGUGUUCCCAACUCCUGCCCGGCCAGUCCACGUGGAGCCGGGUCCUCCGGCUACCGAUUCGUCCAGAACGUGACUUCGGACCUGCAGCUGGCCGCGGAGUUCGCCGCGAAGGCCGCCUCGGAGCAGCAGGCAGACGCUUCUGGAGGAGACAGCCCCAAGGACGAGUCGAAGCCGCCCUACUCGUACGCCCAGCUGAUCGUGCAAGCCGUCUCCUCCGCGCAGGACAGGCAGCUGACGCUGAGCGGGAUCUACGCCCACAUCACCAAGCACUACCCCUACUACCGGACGGCUGACAAGGGCUGGCAGAAUUCUAUUCGACACAACCUCUCCUUGAACCGUUACUUCAUCAAAGUCCCGCGUUCCCAGGAGGAGCCUGGGAAGGGGUCUUUCUGGCGGAUAGACCCAGCCUCAGAAGCCAAGCUCGUGGAGCAGGCCUUCCGGAAGCGGAGGCAGAGGGGCGUCUCCUGCUUCCGCACCCCCUUUGGGCCGCUGUCGUCCAGGAGCGCUCCAGCUUCACCCACCCACCCUGGGCUGAUGUCCCCUCGUUCUAGUGGCCUGCAGACUCCAGAGUGCCUGUCUCGGGAGGGCUCCCCCAUUCCACAUGACCCUGACUUUGGGUCAAAGUUAGCUUCGGUUCCAGAGUAUCGGUAUUCCCAGAGUGCACCCGGCUCUCCUGUCAGCGCCCAGCCCGUGAUCAUGGCCGUGCCUCCCCGGCCUCCCAGUCUAGUGGCCAAGCCCGUGGCCUACAUGCCGGCGUCCAUCGUGACGGCACAGCAGCCCUCGGGCCACGCCAUCCACGUUGUGCAGCAGGCACCGCCUGUCACCAUGCUCAGGGUGGUCACCUCCUCCGCCAGCUCCGCCAACGGGUACAUCCUCGCCAGCCAGGCCGCAGCGGGGGCCGCCCACGAGGCAGCGGGCACAGCCGUGCUGGACCUGGGCAGCGAGGCAAGAGGCCUGGAGGAGAAACCCACCAUUGCGUUCGCCACCAUCCCAGCCGCCAGCCGUGUCAUCCAGACUGUGGCCAGCCAGAUGGCCCCAGGGGUGCCCGGACACACGGUCACCAUCCUGCAGCCGGCCACUCCAGUGAGCAUCGGGCAGCACCACCUCCCGGUGCGGGCCGUCACUCAGAACGGAAAGCACGCGGUCCCCACCAGUAGUUUGGCCGGCAGUGCUUACGCCCUCACGAGCCCCCUGCAGCUGCUUGCGGCCCAGGCCAGCUCCUCGGCUCCAGUGGUCGUCACCCGGGUGUGUGAGGUGGGGGCUGAAGAGCCCGCAGCAGCGGCAGCCACCACCCCAGCCGCCGCCACCACCUCUGCCGCCUCCACCGGGGAGCCCGAAGUCAAACGGUCCCGGUUGGAGGAGCCCAGUGGGACUGUGACCACACAGGCCGGGGUGAUCACGGCUGCCGGCCCCCAGGGGCCCGGGACUGGGGAGUGACGUCGCCGCGUGGAGGUGGAGUGGGGCGCACGCCAAAAGGAAUUGUGGAGCUGGACCACGAUGCCGACACACCCCGGGACCCUGACGAGAAGCCCACGCCGCCGCAGCAGGGUGCCGCAGGGACGGGCGGCCCGCCUGCCUGCUCCUGCACACUCGUCCUCCCUGCCGUCACCUCCUCCCUGCUGUGGUCGAAACAAACAUAAACCUGUUCAGACAGCUGAUUGUAUGGCUCUGGGAAUUCUUUGUGUUCCUCUCCCUGAGGCCAGCUGCCCCCCAGGCCUCUGUCAAGGGCGUGGGGCGGAGGCUGUGGCUCCAUCCGAGUCCCGAGGCCAGCUGCCCCCCAGGCCUCUGUCAAGGGCAUGGGGCGGAGGCUGUGGCUCCAUCCGUGUCCUGAGGAAUGGCCCCAGGCGCAGCCGCCGUGAGCAGGAGCCUUCGCCCCGGGACCGCACGGCAGGCCUCCGAGGGGAAGGACGAGCUGGGCUUCAUUCCUGUUUGUAAUGGAUCAGAACCGGCGUGAGAAAGGCCAGAGCGGUCAGAUUCCCGGCUGUUCGUGACGUCUUCUCCCUAAAGUAGUGACCCAGGAAGUAUCAAAUCGGCAUUAAGUGGGGGGAGGGGAGGGGAGGGCAGGGG